GCGCAGGCGAGUCCGCGUCCGCUGGCUUAGGCGGCUGGUGGUAGGAACUCGGAGUUUUGCAGCAGAGUGUAUUUGAUGGGUACUAAUAACCUUCCUCCGUUGUUUUUGAGGAAGACUUAAGUAGUUGAUCUCCUUCUUCCCUUUUUCCUAUGUGGGCAUUCGGGUUACUUCUCAACCUGCUUACGGGUAUCACGACUCCUAUUGGGCUGGCCGGCAAAAAAAAAACAAGGGGGUUAAUGACACGUAUGUGGAAGGGAUCCGAGAUGAGCAUGGGAACGCAGAAGAUGACGUUCGCGGUUUUUGGUAUCGUUUUCUAUUUCUGGUCCAUGAUACAAAAGCACGGAGUUCUUCGGAAUCGUCACUUGGGGGUAUUGCUAUACCAUUCAUGGGGAUGCUGCGUUACUAGUCAUGUUCAUUGCUGUCGCGCAUUUCUUGUAGAAUAAGCAUUGCGAGGCGAAUACUUUGUACUGGGUGGAUGAGGCGCUCAAUGCGAGGUUUCUUACCGUCAAGUGCAUACUUUGUAGGAUAUUAUGAAUGGUGUUUCC
Alternaria alternata is the source of this 545-nucleotide messenger RNA. RefSeq lists its product as hypothetical. The transcript has a single exon. The record is from RefSeq and is a predicted model, not a curated record. Lineage: Eukaryota; Fungi; Ascomycota; Dothideomycetes; Pleosporales; Pleosporaceae. The coding region runs from base 150 to 443 and encodes 97 amino acids.